AUGGGAGAAAGUCUGCUUAAAGGCUUUCCUGAAGCGGCUCCUGCAAAACCAUCAAAGGAGUUGAUAUAUGCAGAUCUUUUUGACUCCUUGCAAAUAACAAAAAGCACANNGGUCGCAGUGACAGCCACAGCAAAAGAAUUUGCAGGAAUCUACCGUGGCAAGCAAUACCACGAGCCAGAUUUCACCUCUGUGCUCGAACGCGCCGCAAAUGCUGGUGUCAAGAAGAUCCUGCUCACAGGCAUGUCAGCUUCGGACAUCGAGUUCAAUGCACAGAUGGCGCGUUCACAUGCCUCGCAAUGCAGCACCACCAUCGGUAUACAUCCCUACCACGCCUCCGAACCCUAUGAAAACGGCAGUGAUGGCAAAGAAUACUUCACCGCCGUGGUAAGCAAAACAAACGAGCUUUUGCACUCUUCGCCAGGACUGGUAGCCGCAUACGGAGAACUAGGGCUGGAUUACGAUCACCUCUCCCUCGCAGACAAAGAGACCCAAUUACGCUGUUUCCGCGACCAGCUGGAUAUAUUUAUAGCCCAAGAGUGGCAAUUCCCGCUAUUCCUACACUGCCGCGCCGCCUUUGACGAUUUUGUGGCUGUGAUGGAAAAGUGUAUCGAUAGAUUACCUCGCAGAGGGCUGGUGCACUCGUUCGUGGGCACCGCGGCACAGAUGCAGAAACUUGUUUCCAUGGGCUUGGAUGUCAGUGUCAAUGGGUUCAGCUUCAAGGACCGCGAAUCUCUGGCAAUGGUGGCGGCGGUGCCUUUGCACGCACUACAGCUCGAGACGGAUGCGCCUUGGGGCAACAUCCCGGCGAAUUCGGAAGUGGCGAAGAGGUACUUGGUGAAUGCGCCAUCGAUGCCGGCGAGCAAGAAGAAAGAUAAAUUCGCCGUGGGGAGUAUGGUCAAGGAGAGGAAUGAGAGUUGCUGUAUGAGUCAAGUUGCGUUCAUCGUUGCUGGGCUACAAGGCAUUAUUGUCGAGGAAGUGGCAAGAGCAGCAUGGGAGAAUAGUCUCAAGAUGUUCUGGACAGAGACGGUAGAGUAA
Aureobasidium vineae is the source of this 1035-nucleotide messenger RNA. Lineage: Eukaryota; Fungi; Ascomycota; Dothideomycetes; Dothideales; Saccotheciaceae. The record is from the annotation of a GenBank genome assembly.